AUGUCGUUUGAUAGACCAGAAAUAUACAGCGCUCCUGUUUUACAAGGAGAAUCGCCUAACGAUGAUGAUAAUACCGAAAUCAUAAAGUCCUUCAAGAAUUUCAUUUUGGAGUUCCGACUAGACUCGCAAUUUAUAUACAGAGACCAGUUAAGGAACAAUAUUCUUGUAAAAAAUUAUUCUUUAACGGUUAAUAUGGAGCAUUUGAUCGGGUACAAUGAAGACAUAUACAAAAAAUUAUCAGACGAACCUUCAGAUAUCAUUCCAUUAUUCGAAACUGCGAUCACGCAAGUGGCCAAAAGGAUAAGUAUUCUAAGCAGGGCUCAAUCUGGUAAUAACGAUAACAAAGAUACAGAGAGUAUUAGCACGGACACUGAUUCGCUUUUACUGAAUUCUUUACCAACCUUCCAAUUAAUCUUAAACUCCAAUGCAAACCAGAUUCCAUUGAGAGAUUUGGAUUCCGAACACGUCUCUAAGAUUGUGCGUUUAUCAGGUAUAAUAAUAUCCACUUCAGUUUUAUCUUCCCGUGCCACGUACCUUUCUAUAAUGUGUAGAAAUUGCAGACACACAACAUCUAUAACAAUCAACAAUUUUAAUUCUAUCACGGGCAAUACUGUCAGUUUACCACGCUCUUGUUUAUCUACGGCUGAGAGUGAAUCUUCUAUGGCUAAUGAGUCGAAUAUUGGCGAUGAAUCGACCAAAAAAAACUGUGGUCCUGAUCCAUAUAUUAUUAUUCAUGAAUCUUCAAAGUUUAUUGAUCAGCAGUUCUUAAAAUUACAGGAAAUCCCGGAACUGGUUCCAGUAGGUGAGAUGCCUAGGAACUUGACAAUGACUUGUGACCGAUACCUAACAAACAAGGUCAUUCCAGGUACGAGGGUCACUAUAGUGGGUAUAUAUUCCAUCUAUAAUUCCAAGAACGGUGCUGGCUCCGGAAGAAGCGGAGGUGGUAAUGGGGGGAGCGGUGUUGCUAUCAGAACACCUUAUAUUAAAAUAUUGGGUAUUCAAUCCGACGUAGAAACUUCCUCUAUCUGGAAUUCUGUAACCAUGUUUACCGAGGAAGAAGAAGAAGAAUUUCUGCAGCUAAGUAGAAACCCAAAGCUUUACGAAAUUUUGACCAACUCUAUUGCCCCUUCUAUUUUUGGCAAUGAGGAUAUAAAAAAAGCGAUUGUAUGUUUAUUGAUGGGUGGUUCCAAGAAGAUACUACCCGAUGGCAUGAGGUUAAGAGGUGAUAUCAACGUUCUAUUAUUAGGUGAUCCAGGUACCGCUAAAUCUCAAUUAUUGAAAUUUGUCGAGAAAGUAUCACCAAUUGCUGUAUAUACAUCUGGUAAGGGAUCUUCUGCAGCUGGGUUGACUGCCAGUGUACAAAGAGAUCCGAUGACGAGAGAAUUUUAUCUGGAAGGUGGUGCUAUGGUUCUUGCCGAUGGUGGUGUUGUUUGCAUUGAUGAAUUCGAUAAAAUGAGAGAUGAAGAUAGAGUGGCCAUCCAUGAAGCUAUGGAGCAGCAAACAAUCUCCAUCGCGAAAGCCGGUAUCACUACAGUGCUAAAUUCUAGAACUAGUGUUUUAGCGGCAGCUAAUCCAAUAUAUGGCCGGUAUGAUGAUUUGAAGUCUCCUGGUGACAACAUUGAUUUUCAAACUACUAUUUUAUCCCGUUUCGAUAUGAUUUUUAUUGUCAAGGACGACCAUAAUGAAGAACGUGAUAUUUCCAUUGCUAAUCACGUUAUUAACAUUCAUACAGGGAACGCGAAUGCUAUUCAAAACCAACAAGAGGAAAAUGGUAGUGAAAUUAGUAUUGAAAAGAUGAAACGUUACAUCACGUAUUGCAGAUUGAAAUGUGCACCAAGACUUUCACCGCAGGCCGCUGAAAAACUAUCCUCGAAUUUCGUCACUAUAAGGAAGCAGCUAUUAAUCAAUGAAUUAGAAUCAACCGAAAGGUCAUCUAUUCCAAUUACCAUUCGUCAAUUGGAAGCUAUUAUUAGAAUAACGGAAUCGUUAGCUAAAUUGGAACUAAGUCCUAUCGCACAGGAAAGGCAUGUUGACGAAGCUAUUAGAUUGUUUCAAGCUUCCACAAUGGAUGCUGCCUCUCAGGAUCCAAUUGGUGGCUUAAAUCAAGCAAGCGGAACGUCGUUGUCAGAAAUCCGUCGUUUUGAGCAAGAACUAAAAAGAAGAUUACCUAUUGGCUGGUCUACUUCUUACCAAACUUUAAGAAGAGAAUUUGUAGAUACACAUAGAUUUUCCCAAUUGGCAUUGGAUAAGGCCUUGUAUGCAUUAGAGAAGCAUGAAACAAUUCAAUUGAGACAUCAGGGACAAAAUAUUUACAGAAGUGGGGUAUGA
This is a messenger RNA of Saccharomyces paradoxus, 2328 nucleotides long. It is a transcript of the gene MCM5, whose product is annotated as MCM DNA helicase complex subunit MCM5. The transcript has a single exon. Lineage: Eukaryota; Fungi; Ascomycota; Saccharomycetes; Saccharomycetales; Saccharomycetaceae. Gene Ontology annotation, molecular function: DNA replication origin binding; single-stranded DNA helicase activity; single-stranded DNA binding. The coding region runs from base 1 to 2328 and encodes 775 amino acids. Gene Ontology annotation, cellular component: MCM complex; nucleus. Gene Ontology annotation, biological process: double-strand break repair via break-induced replication; DNA replication initiation; DNA replication. The record is from RefSeq and is a predicted model, not a curated record.